AGAGACAACAAGCAAACGAGAGAUACAAGUGUUCAACGGCCCUAUCGAUCCCACCGCACCCCAUCGGGCCUUUCAGCAACUUCAAACACAAUUUCUAUGCAAUCCUCGACAGACAGUACGAGUACUAUGGUAGAGCAGCUACAGCUGUUGCCACCGGACUCUGUGUCCUUAUCUCCCACUGAACCCCAAGUACGAGUAGUCUCCCCCCGAUCCCCGAAGAACGGUGUGGAAGGAACACGGUGGGCCGACCACCGGUUCCGCCCGGUACACCUGAACCCCGAAGACUGGAUAGCGCUGGGAUCUACCCUCUCAAWGGCAGAGCUAGUGGACCCCAACAUGAGCUACGACUUUUCAGGCAACAUCGGAGCAAAGUUCUCGGGCCGRUGGCACCUCGAGGAGGACGAAGAUGGCCGCGUUGUCAAGCUGUUCAUCAACCCCUUCGGCUGGGGUGGCAUCUACAACGACGUCUUUGCCAGCAUCGACGACGUGGUUGGACAUAUCCACCGCAAUGAUCCCUUCCAUCUCUCRGAGGAMAUCUCCCGCCUGACUAAGCUCACCUUUUUGGGCCUCUGGAACUGCAGGUCUCUUCCUUCGAGAGGACUCUCGAGCCUUCCGUGCCUCCAGAAGCUGCACCUUGACAACUAYAUGUGCCCGGAGCUCCUCUCCAACUUUCCUUCUAGCAUGAAGCUCAAACACCUUACCGAGCUCGUGGUAGAUUUUAACCUAACGGAACCUCCUGCGCAGUUCCUCGAGUGGAUCACAAACAAAGAUAUGGUGCCGAUGCUGACCGAAAUUGAGUUCGUCCAGACGAAGGAGGAGCACCUCCCCCUCUUGUUGGAUGCACUCCUCGGCGCAGAAAUCGCCUUCCGAGGACAGCUCACCAGCAUUUCUUUUCUCGAAUCRCAAUUCAACGGAGAUAAGCUCGAAACGCUGCUCUUUGACUUUCUGCCGAGAUUUCCCAAUGUGGCGACCCUCAAUGUUGAACAUCUGAAGAUCGAGAGCUUCCGGCCCAUCCUCGAGCGGAUCGAGCAAGGCGAGGCGAAGUCUCCCGUAUCGGGAUCCCUCCGGGACCUUUCCAUCGACGUGAGCCAUAUCCUCGAGCGAAUCAAAACGGUCGCGGAGGAAAAGGAGGCCGUGCUGCGCUUUCUCAAACUCUUUGGGAGGUUAUCUCGCCUCGGGAACGGGCACCCGAGGUGGGACUCCGAUAUCAGGUACGCCCUCAUGAAGAACGCSGCCGGGCGGAGGCUCCUGGAAUCCGGGACCAUAGGCGCUCCAGCCGGUCUCCCGCUUGCGCUGUGGGCCAACGCGAUAGAGAGGGCCUCGAGGCGCGAGUGGUGGGAAGAACGGAACGCACCCGCCACGAAGGUCUUUUACCUKGUCCAGAACGCGCGGGAGAUCGCCAUGGAGGCAUCAGAGCGUUAUACAAAAGAGGGAAAAGCAAGGGAGAGGGAACAGGCGGAAAGGGAAGCCCAUGCGAAACGAAGCCGAUUGUUUUACUGAAGAAGGCCGUCAGUCGCCCGUCACCAUUUUUCUUAUCUUGUCAUAAUAUCUGCACAUCGGGAAUUGAACACAAUCAAUAGCUUAUAAUUCAUAACACUACUGGACGGUUGGUACUAAUUUAAUUCAUAUAUUGUAUGCGAUUCAUUGAAACUUGGAGCGAUUUCUCGAAAUAAUUCUAGAUUUAAGGA
Molecule: messenger RNA, 1688 nt
Organism: Pseudo-nitzschia multistriata
Lineage: Eukaryota; Bacillariophyta; Bacillariophyceae; Bacillariales; Bacillariaceae
Source: the annotation of a GenBank genome assembly